Molecule: messenger RNA, 420 nt
Organism: Bufo gargarizans (Asiatic toad)
Lineage: Eukaryota; Metazoa; Chordata; Amphibia; Anura; Bufonidae
Gene: MICOS10
Product: mitochondrial contact site and cristae organizing system subunit 10
Exons: 4
Coding region: 1-249 (82 amino acids)
Cellular component (GO): mitochondrial inner membrane; MICOS complex; mitochondrion
Source: RefSeq, a predicted model, not a curated record
AUGAGGCCACAGCCAGCCGUGUAUCAAAAAGACGACAACCUGCCCUCGGCAGCUCAUGAUUGGGGAACGGACGUAAUUGCAUGUGCUGGCCUUGGAUUGGGGAUUGUAUUUUCUGUCAUCUUCUUUAAAAGAAAGACGUGGCCCAUCGUGUUCUCCUCCGGGAUCGGCUUAGGAAUGGCUUAUUCAAACUGCCAGAACGACUUCCAGUCUCCAUAUCUUCUCCACGGCAAGUUUGUCAAAGAUCAGUGAGCUUGCGCGGUCAUUCCUCCCCGGGAGCAGCUGGACAUCUGGAUCCGUGCAGGAUGCACAACAGCCUCCGGCCGAGCCUUUCUCCCGCUUUAUCUUGAGCUUGCAGAUGUCAUUUUGUUUUAUAUUUUCUGUCACAACAGUCGGGGAAAUAAAGUUAAAUUCUAUAGCGAC